AUCUUCUGGGUACAGCACUAAUCAGUCUCGGGGUUUUCAGCUCUGCCCACCAGGCGGUCAUCCACAGACUACCACAGCACAAGGAAUGGAGACACUCAUGAGGUGUAUGUGGAGCUGCGGGAACUGGUGAUGGAUGAAAAGAACCAGGAGCUGCAGUGGAUGGAGGAAGCACGCUGGCUGCAGAUGGAGGAGAACCGGGGGAAGGAUGGAACCUGGGGCCACCCACACGUGUCUUACCUCACCUUCUGGAGCCUCUUUGAGCUGCAGAAAGCCUUCGCCAAGGGUACUGUCCUCCUGGACCUGCCAGAGAAAUCCCUGGCUGGGGUGGUCAACCAGCUGCUGGACAGGUUUAUCAUCGACGGGCAGAUCCGUCGUCAGGACCGAGAAAAGCUGCUGCGGACCUUGCUGCUCAAACACAGCCACGCCAGAGACAUCGAGGCCCUGGGGGGCGUGAAACCUGCGAUCUUGACUAGCUCUGGAGACCCUUCGCAGCCUCUGCUCCCACAACGUCCCUCGCUAGAGGCACAGCUCUUCUGUGAACAGGGAGAGGGGAUCACAGAAGGGUACCCGCCACCUGGAAUUCUGGAAAAGAUUCUGCAGAAUUCAGAGACCACCCUGGUGCUAGUGUUCCGCACUGAAGCAUACCUGGCCCAGAGCAAGAAGAAGCUGGUGCAUUCUCUGGAAAGCUUCCUAAACUGCAGUCUGGUGCUGCCUCCCUCAGAGGCCUCCCUCUAA
This is a messenger RNA of Vicugna pacos (alpaca), 735 nucleotides long. Lineage: Eukaryota; Metazoa; Chordata; Mammalia; Artiodactyla; Camelidae. The record is from RefSeq and is a predicted model, not a curated record.